This is a messenger RNA of Stegostoma tigrinum, 1219 nucleotides long. RefSeq names its product poly(rC)-binding protein 3. The record is from RefSeq and is a predicted model, not a curated record. Gene Ontology annotation, biological process: negative regulation of mRNA splicing, via spliceosome. Gene Ontology annotation, cellular component: cytoplasm; nucleus. The coding region runs from base 86 to 1204 and encodes 372 amino acids. The transcript has 10 exons. Gene Ontology annotation, molecular function: mRNA binding. Lineage: Eukaryota; Metazoa; Chordata; Chondrichthyes; Orectolobiformes; Stegostomatidae.
UACAGGCACAUCACCACCUGAAUACAUUAUCCCUGAGGAAUCCUUGCUAGUCAACAAGCAACAGUGAUACUACAAUACAACCACCAUGGACCCUAAAGUUACCGAAGGCGGGCUGAAUGUUACCCUUACCAUCCGACUGCUGAUGCAUGGGAAGGAAGUUGGAAGCAUCAUUGGAAAGAAAGGUGAAACUGUGAAGAAAAUGCGUGAGGAGAGUGGUGCACGCAUUAAUAUCUCUGAAGGAAAUUGUCCGGAGAGAAUUGUAACCAUCACAGGUCCAACUGAUGCGAUAUUCAAGGCAUUUGCAAUGAUCGCUUUUAAAUUUGAGGAGGACAUCGAUAACUCAAUGUCGAAUAGUACAGCCACCAGUAAACCACCUGUAACCCUGCGGCUUGUGGUGCCAGCCAGUCAGUGCGGAUCACUGAUUGGCAAAGGAGGUUCCAAGAUCAAAGAAAUUCGUGAGUCAACAGGGGCUCAAGUCCAGGUGGCAGGGGAUAUGCUGCCCAAUUCCACUGAGCGUGCUGUGACAAUCUCUGGGAUGCCAGAUGCUAUCAUCCAGUGUGUGAAGCAAAUAUGUGUGGUGAUGCUGGAGGUAGAGUAUAAGUCCCCACCGAAAGGUGCCACCAUCCCCUACCGCCCAAAGCCCGCCUCUGCCCCCGUCAUUUUUGCAGGUGGCCAGGUAAGAGCAGAUCCCCUCUCGGCCUCCGCAGCCAACCUCAGCCUCUUACUGCAGCACCAGCCACUGCCUGCCUAUACAAUUCAGGGACAGUAUGCCAUUCCACACCCAGAUGAUGCAUGCCUCCUGUCGGCUGAGUAUAAAGCAACACUGGCGUCGACGUUGUGGAGAAGUCCGCAGCUUACUCAGCCGUCCUCCCAGCUGACGGAACCUGCGUGGAGACCUGAGUCCUUGAGAGGAAAAAUGGAAUUAAAAAACUGUAAUGAAGAAUCAGGAACCUGGGGUUUGGAUGCCAAUCCCCCGGCCAGUACUCAUGAGCUCACCAUUCCCAAUGAUGUAAGUUAUUUCCUUUGGGUAAUUCCUGAUUAUAGAGCUAUCGUCUUGAUUCUGGUGUCCAAAAUCAUGACUUAUUCCUAUUUCUUCCCUUUCAAAAUGUAUUAUCCCAAACCACUUCAGUCUGUUAGGGGCCCAUGGAAGAGUUUCUGCAAACUCAGAAACUACUUUCUAAGGAACUUGGAGAAAGCGCUGUAAUAAAUUAUAUUAAUU